AUGGAGUGGGCCAGGUUCAAAAGGGCGUAUAGUGAACCAACGCUUCAGCACUUCGGCAUGUUUAUGGAGGAGAUAGUUGACGACGCCAGUGAAGUUACGAUCGCCACUCAACAGAAAUCAUGCGGUGGGAGAGUCGACAAAGACAAACCGAAGGAAAGAGGUCAUGUAUAUUCCCAUGAAGACACGUCGGGAGUGCAGAACCACGUACCAGAGAGACAACCUUGCCCGAUCUGCGGAAAAACAGAUCAUCGAGUAAGAAACUGUGAACGAUUCCAGCAGCUAGGAGUCGAAGCUCGUCUAAAGGCCGUAGAACGAUGCAAGUUGUGUGAAGUUUGCUUGUUCGAUCACGGGCAAUGGAGGUGUCGUUCGAGAAUCCGAUGUAACGUUGCCCAAUGCCGGGCUCGUCAUAACCCACUACUGCAUCGCCCAACGCAAGAACCACGUCAGCGUCAGCUCCGAGCUUCGGAGUGUAAUACGCACGAGCGAACGCAAAGAUCGGUCCUUUUCAGGAUCAUUCCUGUUACACUUUUCAACGGAAAUACGAAAUGUGAAACAUUCGCGUUUUUGGAUGAGGGAUCCUCGCUGACCCUUAUCGAAACUAGCUUGGCGCGUCAGCUUGGUGUCACAGGUGUUCCAGAGCCCUUGGAAUUGCGUUGGACUGCGAGCGUGAUGCGAAACGAGAAGGAUUCAAAGCGUGUGGACCUGGAGAUAUCCGGAAAAGGUCUGCCGAGACGCUUCGUCUUGAAAAACGCUCACACUGUCGAAGAAUUGAAUCUACCCAACCAGAGCCUGAUGCUUGGCGUACUAUCGGAAAGGUUCGCACAUCUCCGGAAUCUCCCCAUAUCGUCGUACUCUGAAGCCACUCCGAGGAUCCUUCUAGGACUAGAGAACCUCAGUCUUUUUGCGCCGCUGGAUAGCUGCGUGGGCCGACCGGGAGAACCAAUUGCCGUGAAGUCUCUGCUAGGUUGGUCUAUCUAUGGACCUGACGGAAAUGGACACUCGAAAAAAGGCUUUCUAAACGUACACCAAUGCAAUUGCGACUCCGACCGAGAACUAAACGACCUUGUCCGGCAGCAGUUUAUACUGGAGGAAUCGCUAACCAGGCAAACACCGAUACUUGAGUCCGCUGAAGAAAAGAGAGCCCGUGACAUACUGGAAAGCACUACAAAGUUUGUGGAUGGACGGUAUGAAACUGCUCUGCUUUGGAAAACCGAUGACGUCGAGGUGCCGGAUAGCCUUCCCAUGGCGAUGAAGCGACUGAAAAGUUUCGAGGCUCAAUUAGCCAAAAAUUCGAGUCUACGGGACAGCGUGAACCAGCAAAUCAUCGAUUAUAUACAGAAGGGCUAUAUUCACAAGGCCACGGAAGCAGAACUGGUCGAGAUCAGCAGCAGACAAGUGUGGUACUUACCGCUGGGCUUGGUGACGCAUCCAAAGAAGCAGAAAAAACGACUGGUUUGGGACGGUAGGGCGCAGGUGAACGGAGUCUCAUUAAACUCGCUGUUGCUAAAGGGCCCUGACCUUCUGGUGUCGCUCCCGUCUGUAAUUUGCAAGUUCCGCGAGAAACGCAUCGGAUUUGGAGGCGAUAUCCGGGAAAUGUUUUUACAACUACGAAUGCGACAAUCUUUUCAGUAUUUCCAGUGCUUCUUGUUCCAGUUCGAUCCUCGUUAUCCACCUGAAGUGUACAUAGCGGACGUUGCGAUGUUCGGAGCAACUUGUUCACCCUGCGUUGCGCAGUAUGUGCUACGUGUCAAUGCGGAUAAAUGGGCGAACGAAUUCCCUUUGGCGGCGGAGGCGAUCAAAAAUAAAACCUACAUGGACGAUUACUACGACAGCGCCGAUACUCCUGAAGAAGCGGCAGAAUUAGCCGUGCAAGUACGUACCAUCCAUGCCCACGGAGGAUUCGAGAUGAGGAACUGGGUUAGCAACAGUGAUGAAGUGUUGGAAAAGCUCGGCGAAACUCCGGACAAGGAACCACGUUUGCUGCAAUCUGUCCCGGAAGAAAGGUGGGAACGUGUUCUAGGGAUGUUGUGGCACCCGGAUUCUGAUACUUUGACCUUUUCAACCGAACUGGCGUCAGAGUUACUUCCCUUUGUCUCCGAUAAUAGAAGGCCGACGAAACGCAUCGCUCUUAGGAUCAUUAUGAGUCUUUUUGAUCCCCUUGGCUUGUUAGCACCGUACCUUGUUCACGGACGUACUUUGAUCCAAGAUCUGUGGAGAAGUGGAGUACAAUGGGAUGAGGAAAUGAAGGACGAGGAGUUUGCCAAAUGGACGCGCUGGGUGGAACUGCUACCCGCUAUAAGUGAGCUUAGCGUUCCGCGUUGCUACUUCGCCCCGAUGGAUCCACUGUUUUAUCGAACGCUACAGCCCGGAUAA
This is a messenger RNA of Aedes albopictus (Asian tiger mosquito), 2373 nucleotides long. RefSeq lists its product as uncharacterized. The coding region runs from base 1 to 2373 and encodes 790 amino acids. The record is from RefSeq and is a predicted model, not a curated record. The transcript has a single exon. NCBI's taxonomy places the organism in Eukaryota, Metazoa, Arthropoda, Insecta, Diptera, Culicidae.